Molecule: messenger RNA, 1483 nt
Organism: Cynara cardunculus var. scolymus (artichoke)
Lineage: Eukaryota; Viridiplantae; Streptophyta; Magnoliopsida; Asterales; Asteraceae
Product: divinyl chlorophyllide a 8-vinyl-reductase, chloroplastic
Exons: 1
Coding region: 44-1300 (418 amino acids)
Molecular function (GO): oxidoreductase activity
Source: RefSeq, a predicted model, not a curated record
AGAAACCCCCUUAUUUCCGUCUUUCCUUCAAAACAAUUAAACCAUGUCCACUUCUUCCUCCUUCUAUGGCAAUGGCAUCACACUCGGUUCUUCAACUCCCACCUUCAAGAAUCUUCUUUCUUCUCGUCACCCAAAUCAAAUUCAAGUAAGUUCAUACCCAUUUGCUUUUCUUCCUUUACGUCUAUCUAAAACCUCCAUCUUCGUUCGAAAAAGACCCAAUCUUAUAACUGCUUCAGCUCUCACAACCCCUGAAUCGCCUCUUAAAUCUUCAUUCAGAGACAAAAACCCUAAAGAAAUCAACGUUUUAGUUGUGGGUUCAACUGGGUACAUUGGAAAUUUUGUGGUUAAAGAACUUGUUCAUAGAGGGUUUAAUGUAAUUGCAGUUUGUAGAGAAAAUAGUGGAAUCAGAGGUAGAAACAGCAAAGAAGAGACCUUGAACAAGCUAAAUGGAGCCAAUGUUUGCUUUUCAGAUGUCACCCAAUUGGAUCUUUUGCAGAAAAGUUUACAAAAUUUGGGGGUUUCGAUUGAUGUUGUUGUAUCUUGUCUUGCUAGCCGAUCUGGAGGCGUUAAAGAUUCUUGGAAAAUCGAUUAUGAAGCCACCAAGAACAGUCUUUUAGCUGGUAGGAAGUUUGGGGCUCAACAUUUCGUUCUGUUAUCUGCAAUCUGUGUGCAAAAACCCCUUCUUGAAUUCCAACGAGCCAAGUUGAAAUUCGAAUCGGAAUUGGUGAAAGAAGCCGAGGAAGAUGAUGGUUUUAGCUACAGCAUUGUUAGGCCAACAGCAUUUUUCAAAAGCUUAGGAGGUCAAGUUGAGCUGGUGAAAGAUGGGAAGCCAUAUGUGAUGUUUGGAGAUGGGAAAUUGUGUGCUUGUAAGCCGAUAAGCGAGCCAGAUUUGGCUUCGUUUAUCGCAGAUUGCGUGGUGAAUAGGGAGAAGAUGAACCAGAUUUUGCCCAUCGGUGGACCUGGGAAGGCAUUGACACCAUUGGAACAAGGGGAGAUGCUGUUUAAACUUGUGGGAAAGAAGCCAUUUUUCAUCAAAGUGCCGAUCGAGAUCAUGGAUUUUGCGAUAGGGGUUAUGGAUUUUCUUGCGAGUAUAUUUCCUUCGUUGGAAGAUGCAGCAGAAUUUGGGAAGAUAGGGAGGUAUUAUGCAGCAGAGAGUAUGCUGAGUUAUGAUGCGGAAAGUAAGGAAUACAGUGCGGAGAAGACGCCGAGUUACGGGAAGGAUACAUUGGAAGAAUUCUUCAAGAAGGUAGUGGAGGAAGGGAUGAGUGGGCAAGAGCUAGGGGAACAAGCAAUUUUCUGAGAGUUUCAGUUGAUGAUGGUAUCGUAUGUGACUUUGCAAAUAUAUAUAUAGUUAAUUACAUGUUUGAACAAAAGAUUUGUUUGUUGAUGAGGUGCGUGCUUAUAAUAUGUUUUGAGUGGAGAAAAAUGUGAAUUUGACAUUUUUCCAAUUGGAGAUGAUAAUAAUAAUCAUCAAGUUUACAAA